ACACUCAAGUUCAGAUUGGGUGCAGCUAAAGUACUGGCACCGCAGUACGAGACGCGUGAUUUCCCUGGAACUGUAUUUCACAAGGUGAGAUUAUAGCCUUUGUUUACUGUUCAGCGAAGCGUGAAUGAUUCAUUCGAAGUGGCAGAUGAAGUGUCGCUUGUGCAUGCCCUAGUUCAGCCUUUCUUUGAAGCUAACACAAAGUUAGUUUUUUGUGGUGUAUAAAUGUUGAAUCCUGCGUGUUCAGCUGUUAGAACUGUAAAAAAUACUAAUUUUUCUGUGAAAAUCACUACCUCGAAAAAAGAAUUGAAUUCAAUGUAAGUGCAGCAGAAGUGUAUUUCUGGAAACUGACCAUCCACUUCAACCUUUCAGACAAGAAAUGGACCUAGAUGAGGAAGAUGAGCUUCUCGAUGCUGCAAUACAACUGAGCAUUGAGGAAUCCUGCAAAGAAAUCGCCUCCCUCGGAAGUGUGGAACACCAAAAAGUUUUGGAUGCAAUAUUCCGAGGUGACCUCUUUGCUCUGCAGGAUUUGUCAGAUUAUCCUGCUGCAUUCACUGAGAUGGAUACCAAGGGGUGGUAUCCAAUCCAUAGAGCUGCUAUCCAGCAGUCAGUGCAGGUGCUGGAGAUGGUACUUUAUGCUUCUUACAGGUUGAGUUUAGAGGAGGAAACCACAGAUGGAGAAACCCCAUUGAUUUUGGCGAUUAAAGCUGGGCUGGAAGACAAUGUUAGGACUCUGCUGGAACAUGGAGCUUCACCAAACAGGAUCAACAGCAAAAAUGAAUCUCCUUUACUAUUGGCUGUACGAACAGAUUCAUUUGAAAUCGCCUUUACACUUCUAUCACGAGGGGCGUCUGUGAACCAAGUCUGUCCUAAAAAGUGGACGGCCGUUCAUGAGGCGGCCAAGGUGGGCUGCACUGAUAUCCUCACGCUCCUGCUGCAACAUGGAGGAGACGUUUUGGAGACAAACGAGCACGGAGUGACGGCCAUAGGGAUUGCUGCAGAGUAUGCACAAGCAGAAGCAAUGGACAUUCUUAUUCACUAUGGUGCUGAUGUAAAUGCUCAGGCACCAAAUGGAGACAGCGUAUUAUAUGACGCUGCUGGUUCUGGCAAUCCGGACUGCAUUGACCUUUUACUUCAACAUGGGGCUGAUCCGAAUGUCGCUAGUCUUUCCUUACAGCUUCCAAUCCAUCGUGCAGCAUACAAUGGCCAUUACCUUGCAUUGAGAAUGUUGAUUCCAAUAACCACGAGAAGAGCACUCCGUCUAUCAGGCCAGAGCCCAGUUCAUGCAGCUGCAGAUGGAGGCCACGUCCGGUGCUUAGAGCUCCUGUUGGACAGAGGUUUCGAUGUCAAUGACCUUCUAGACCCACAAGUUUCUGAGAAAUAUGGGGACAUGCGAAGGACUGCAUUGUACUUUGCAGUCUCCAAUGGAGAUGUGACUGGCACCCAAUUGCUGUUGAAUGCUGGAGCCAAAACGGACUUGGAUCCUCUGCACUGCCUUCUAGUGGCAGUGAGAGCUGGGCGGUAUGAGGUUGUCAGGAUUCUCCUGGCCUGCCAAGCAGAUGUGAACUGUUACUUCACGGAGGUCAAUGACACGGUGUUUCCCACUGCCUUACAAUACUGCCUGAGGGAUGAGAUGAUGAUGCGGCUGCUAUUAAACAGUGGUUAUAAUGCAGACAAAUGCUUCCGUUGUCCUCAUGAUUCAACAUGGGGCCGCUCCACAGAACAGACUAGCGAGCAGAUUCCAUUUUGUGAUUUCAUCAGCGUGUCCUGGCUAGUGCAGUUUGCAGCAAGAGCUGUGCGGGUUCUCCUUGACUACGUCAAUCAUGUUCCCAUUUGCUCUAAGCUGAAAAUGGUUCUAAAGAAGCAUAAAGACUGGGCUGAGAUUUCAGAAAUAUUGGGGAACCCACGUUCACUUCAACACCUGUGCAGACUGGUCAUCAGGGGACAAAUGACCCCACAAAAGCUAGGUGACCCAGAAUACAUAAACUCAGGUCCAUUCCCACCAGGACUGAAAAGCUACUUAACAUACAAAGAAUACGAUCUGUAUGGGAGAAUCAUGUAUCAGGAAUGAUGGUCUCUUCUCAAGGUAAAUGUGAAGAAGCAAGCACUUUGAGUUUUAUUUAGAAACUAAUAUGAAGUUGACAUGACCAGAGAUUUUGCGUGUUGUAACUCAUGGGUUUAAAACACUUACAAACUUCUAUGUUAAGUGAUUUUAGCACUUUGCCAUUGAACACGGAAAUGUGAUUUUUACAUCAGGGACUUUGCCUCUUAAGCAAAGACUCUAUGAUAUUUGUGCAAUAAUAACAAAUUUCUAGCUAUUUAGAACAACAUGUUUAUAUCAGAUAAAUAAUAAACGGGAUGAUGCCUGUACUACGAAUUCA
This is a messenger RNA of Danio aesculapii, 2378 nucleotides long. RefSeq names its product ankyrin repeat and SOCS box containing 15a (gene asb15a). Bases 377 to 2068 code for a protein of 563 amino acids. The record is from RefSeq and is a predicted model, not a curated record. Gene Ontology annotation, molecular function: RNA nuclease activity; RNA binding; protein binding. The transcript is spliced from 10 exons. Gene Ontology annotation, biological process: RNA processing; intracellular signal transduction. Lineage: Eukaryota; Metazoa; Chordata; Actinopteri; Cypriniformes; Danionidae.